Messenger RNA from Diachasma alloeum, 4304 nucleotides. RefSeq lists its product as uncharacterized. Bases 371 to 4030 code for a protein of 1219 amino acids. Lineage: Eukaryota; Metazoa; Arthropoda; Insecta; Hymenoptera; Braconidae. The transcript is spliced from 11 exons. The record is from RefSeq and is a predicted model, not a curated record.
GCCCCGAUGCACGAUCAUCGGCUGCCGGGGCGUUCACGCCAAUCCUACAACACUUCUGUAUAAACUUUCAUUCUCUCUCAUCAACAGUUUACGUGUGCAAACCAUUGAUUCGUUGCUUUAUUACUUCGUCAAGUGUGUUGUGCUGUUGUUAGAGUAUAAUAGGGACACAUCAUCGGGGGUUGUUUUUGUUCAAUUGGUAUUGAUAAAGCGUUCGUUAUUGGUGAAGAGGCAAUUGAGGCCUCAAGUAUACAAUAGAAAGGACUUCACUCCGGGUCACGAGUCUUCGCUGGAGCAAAUCACGUCCCUAUUUCUCCAGAAGGAAGUUAUGCCGAGAGUAAUGAAAAUUAGUCGAGUGUGAAAAACGAUAAAAAUGUCGAAGGAAUGCCGAUACUUCGUGCAGCAUGCCUGGAAGAAGGAGCUCUGUGCCAACUGUUUCGAGUCCCGGCAGGAUCACCAACGCUCAGCGCCAUGUACAAAGCCAUUAAUAGCACGAGAAGUUAAAAAUGUUCAGGGUAUUCUUCGUGGUCUUAGAACAACGGCUGUGACAGGAUCUAGACGUAAAAAAAAUCGCGUGGCAUUUCCGGAAGAGUUGACUAGAGUCAUUGGAUACGGUGGCGAUGAUUAUUUCGACAAUGACGAUGAAUUGGACCCGAUGUCCAACGACGUACAGAUAAUAGAUGCUGACUCAAAGUUCAUCGAAUCGAAAUGUCAAAAUACCAAUGACGACGAAGACACUGAUUCACUUCAAGACAGCGAGGAGGAUCGCGCACUCAGCAAUCUCACUCGAGUCAACACAAAUUUCAACAUGAUAACGGCUAAUUUGACGAGUGCACCUAGUGAAACGAAGCCAAAAACAGUUGGUCUUAUGCUUGGUAGAAUUCAGAAAGACGCCGAUGGCAAUAAAACCACACUGCUCAUAUCUGUAACGCCAUUUGGAGCUGAUGACGUUAGUGUGCCAACAGCCCGAAGGCCAAUUGAGAGAAAACGAGCCGAUGAACGGCCAGUUGCACUUGAAAAAAUCGUCGAUAUGCCGUUAAUUGCGUCGAAUAAUCUAAUGGCAAUCAAGAAAAAUGAUGCACCAAGUAGUCCAGCGUCGAUUCGUGUCCCUGACUUCGAAAUUGAGACCAAAUUGUCGGCAAUUAUCUCGGAGUCGACAGUUAAAAGUACGUGCGAAGCGAGAGAAUGUGAAAAUGUCAAGUCAACAAUCACCAAAACAGAGUGCAAUCCGUCAAAAGUGAAUGAGGAGUCGGAAAAAAUUGUCAGUAACGGGGAGAGUUUAGUUGACCCGAAUUACGAGGAUUUGGAUGAGCGAACGGUCGAAGGUGAAUCAGAGCCAAUCGAGAAUGCCGAGUGUUCAGGAUUUCUUGAGGAUAACAAUAGCCGUGAGGAGGCUGGUGUGCCCGAUGGAAAAGCAGACGAGGACGAGAUAUCGCUGGAAUGUGGCAUUCCCACUGAGCCAAGACGAUCAUUUCUGCAUUCAGAUACACUCGCUGGUAAAAAACCCACUGCCAUUUCAAAGACCAUAUCAGUCGAGGCUAAAGGAAUCGCUGUGAUUCCUACGCUUGAUGAUGCAAUUCCACCGAAUGUCGAUAGCAAGCAGGAGAAUGGGGAAAAUGUCGAGCGAUACGCAGAAUCGUCUAUCAGGGAGGACGAAUGUGGCUUGGAUAAUCAGUCGAGUGGCAAUGGAAAACGCCGGAUGGCACCGAAACCCCCGGAAGCCAAUUUGGAUGACACUUCCGGUCCUCUUUUCACUCGUAAACCAAAUUUCAAGAUUAAUUUAAAGUCUGAUUGUCCUGUUGUUCGGGAAAAGGAGAAGCGGGAGCGUGCGACGACUUCUUCGAGUCCCAAAUUGAAGAAAUCACUGGGUCCAAUGGUGUCCGAGGACUCUAUGAGUUUUUCCGCGGGGAGUCAACCCCCUGAGGACUCGCCGGAGCCGAGGAGAAGUAUUUCCCUGUCCCACCAGGACAUUCCGUCGUCCUCGAUGGUAGCUGACAAAAUCGAGGAGAAGAAAAAGAGCAAGUCACGUUUUUCAUUGAAAAAAUUGCUGAGAAUGGGCGGCUCGAGAAAGGAUAUUAAUUUAAUAACUACAAUGGCCUCGUCGGCAACAAAAGUGGACGAAAUACCCGGGACCAUUCAACCUAAACCGAGAUUGGAGAUUAUUCAUCCGUUGGAGUUGGAUGGAGCCGCUGUGGAAGUAUUACGACAUGAUAAACUUACCAAGUGCCAGGAGGAACUCGUGGUCAAUGAUUCGAGACUAGAGGCGGGGAGUAAUGUCACUGCGAGACUCGGAAAGCCCCCGCCACCCCCCAGAAACGGUCAAUCAUCGAUAAAUUUGCCGAGCAAGCAGCCCUCAACAAGGCCCCCACCCCCCACACCGGAUAAUCCAACAAAAUCCUCACCACCAGUGAGAGCAUGGCACACAACUCAGCACGGAACAGUCGCUGGUGACUCAAUUUACGCGAAUUUAGCACCGGAGAAUGUUGCAGGUGAGGUGAGAAGCACACUUGCACCGUCCAAGCCACAGCGCACAGCCAGCAUAAAGCGUGAGAGUGAAACGAUGAAGAGUAAUCACUCGAGUCCAAGGGAAUUGGCUGCCUCUCGACGUUACGAAAAAUCUUGUCUCGAUGUACCAACGAAUUCGGAUUCACUCGACUCGACUUCGAGUGACAGUCACGAUGUCUACGAGUUUCUCUCGAGUUCACCGGAGUGUGAUUCGAAUCUGGAGCUUCGUAGGCAUGCCAAUGAGGCAACAAGAGCAAAUGCCAAUAAAAGAAACUCGGAGGGUGGCGGUGGUGGCGAUCAUUAUCGACAAUUCAAGUAUACCAAGUCAACAUUUGCGAGGUCUAAUUCACUGCCUUACUGCCACAGCGAGACUGAGAGCGAUGGGUUUUAUACUGGGAAUGAGGGUGCGGAGGAGGAUCAAGACUGGAAGACAAAGAACGAGGAUUUCGUAAUGAACCGAGUGCGACAGAGGAGAAAUCGAACUGUCGUUCAUCGAAGUUUGGAGGACAACUACGGUGCUGUUGUCAUAGCCAAUCACGAAUCUCUGGCACAAUUGCUAGAACGAUUAUCCCAAGUGGACCACUCAUCUCUCUCCCUUCAUCUGCGACCCUUGGGCGCCUCGAAUCCACGUCUCAAAGACUUUCACAUCGAAGUUGACACGCUGCGAACAAUUGGGAAACGAGCUUUCUGUUCUGCCUCGUGGAACGACCACCCAGUGACAAUUUGUUUGUCUUCCGACAGUCUCACCUCACCAGUCUCUCACAAAGAAUUCUGUCUUCCUCCGAUCCUCGAAUUUGCAGAUCGAAUUUCUGAUGAGGCACCAUUCAAUCGCGUCAAUACACUCACCAAGAAUGAAGACGUCACGGUAUCGGUUCUGCCACCUUACCAAGUAUGCUCGAUGAAGUCAUUCCUCUCAAAUCUACCGCGACAACUUCGUAAUAAUAGCAGCAAUGAAACCAUAAUGAGAGAAUGUUGCCUAGUUCUUCUACAAUUCGUAACAGCAUUGAAAAAUCUGCAGGCACGUGGAAUCGAGGAAUUGCCCAAGAGCCUGGGUAAUUUCGUGCUCUGCAAGGAGGAGAGAGAUCCCUCGCAUCGUCUCUAUCAUCUUCAGAGUCUACACGUGGAUCACAUAAACGACGAUGAGGAGCAAGUUUCACUGUGUCAGAGUGCUCUAGUUGCCCUACGGGAACUCAAUCUAACGAACAGACUUCCGGUAAUAAGAGAAUUACUCGUGCGUGAACGCGCCGUGAGCCUCUCCCAGGUGAAAGCUGUGCUUGAGUAUUCACUGUGGGGCCCGGCAGAUGUGACAUUAGACGUCUGGAAAGAGAGGGAAAUUGUUUUGCAGAGGUGGCUAGACCUUGAGAGGGCGACGAUUCUUCACGCUCUAGUGAGGACACGACCUCCUCUCGUCGUUGCUGAUGAGUAUCAGCUCAUCUUCUUGGUUCAAACGACAGCGAAAAAUAUGUGCGAGGCGUCCGUACUUCUAGAUGAGCAACGAUCAAAGUUUCAUUCUCUUCAACAAACUUGAUUAAUUCGGUUGCGAAGUGAUGGGGCGGUAUGAAAAAGAAUUCUACAUGUUUUUUAAGUGUGAAUUCAUCUUGGAGACGUGGAAUUUCCGGAGGAAAUGAAAGUGAGACCUUCUCAUAGACGAAAAAAAAUCGUGAUGGAUAAUUGUUUUCAUCUCCAUGAUGUUCAUUAAUUUAAGAAAGGUUAUUAGCUCAUUUUGGAAAGGAAUUGUUUCUCCAAUAUUUCUUGACCUUUCUUGAAUUAAAAUUUCGUAAUAUUUUCCUCGGAAAAAUUGA